Funneliformis geosporum is the source of this 1365-nucleotide messenger RNA. NCBI's taxonomy places the organism in Eukaryota, Fungi, Glomeromycota, Glomeromycetes, Glomerales, Glomeraceae. The record is from the annotation of a GenBank genome assembly.
AUGGCUACUACUGAAGAUUUAAAGAUUAAUGCUGAAUGUAUUCGUAUGACUGAUGGUGGUUCUAAUAAUUAUUAUUAUGCUAAUGUUUCAUUAAUUGUUGAUGGGCUGGCUGGAAAGCAUCAUUCUAAAAAAAAAUUUAAUAAUAAUACCGUGGGACAUGCAUCCGAGAACCCUAAAUCACCCGAAUCAUUAGCGCAGAGUAAACAUAAGAUAGUUUUCAUUGGUCCUCCCGGUCAUGUUAUUGUUUCCGAACGUUUACGACGUGCGUCAAGGACGUUGAUGAUGGGAAAAAUAAAAGCAAAUAUCAUUGGAUUUCCUAUUAUGAUCAAAGCUUCAGAGGGUGGAGGAGGAAAAGGAAUUAGAAAAGUGGAAAAUCCAGAUAAUUUUAAGCAAGCAUUUGCUCAAGAGUUCCUGGUUCACCGAAUGCGACUUGCUCGAGAUGCUCGUCAUCACGAAGUUCAAGCUUUAGCGGAUCAAUACGGAAAUGCGAUCUCCUUAUUUGGAAGAGAUUGUUCGGUUCAAAGACGUCAUCAAAAGAUCAUUGAAGAGACUCCAUUUACGAUUAAAAAACAAGAGACUUUUGACUUGAUGGAAAGAGCUACUGUCAGAUUAACUAAAUUAGUUGGUUGUGUUAGUGCGGGAAUCGUUGAAUAUCUUUACAGUCACGAGAUAUAUUUUUUUUGUUUUCUUGAAUUUAAUCCAAGAUUAAAGGUUGAACAUCCUACGACAGAAAUGGUUUCAGGUGGGAAUUUACCUGCUCAACUACAAAUCGCUACAGGAAUUCCAUUUCAUCAAAUUCGUGAUAUUAGAGUUGAGAAUGUGGAUGUCAAUUUCGUUAAUAGUGAUAUGGUGGAUGAACUUAAUUUUCGCAGCAGCACGAAUGUUUGGGGCCGAUUCUCGGUUAAUUAUGGCGGUGGCCUUCAUGAGUUUGCUGAUUUCAAUUUGGUCAUAUUUUUCGCUUAUGAGGAGAAUCGUGCUCUUACCGAUGAAAAUGGUCCAACACAACUUCGUUCACUCUCUCCUGGAAAGCUUGUGAGAUUUUUGGUGGAGUCUGGCGGUCAUGUGAUCAAAAUGUACAUGCCGCUUAUCGCAACAGAUGGUGUUAUUCAAUUUAUAAAACAACAAAAUUCUACGCUCGAAUCCGGUGACAUUAUUGGAAUUCUCACUCUUGAUGACCUAGUCGAGUUCGCCACGCAAGCCAAGCAUAUCCUUGAAUGUAUAUUGGAUGGUUAUGAUAAUCAAGCAAUGUUACAGAGUAGCAUCAAAAAAUUAAUUGAAAUUUUAGAAAAUUCCGAUCUUGAAUCUCAUGCAGUAUUUUCAGCACUCUCCGGAAGAAUCCCGGCCAAACUUGAAGCAGCUUAUUGA